Arachis ipaensis is the source of this 1674-nucleotide messenger RNA. Its product is annotated as mitogen-activated protein kinase homolog MMK2. Gene Ontology annotation, molecular function: MAP kinase activity; ATP binding. Gene Ontology annotation, biological process: protein phosphorylation. The record is from RefSeq and is a predicted model, not a curated record. NCBI's taxonomy places the organism in Eukaryota, Viridiplantae, Streptophyta, Magnoliopsida, Fabales, Fabaceae.
CAAGUUUGACUAGUCUUGUUUCUCUUUCCUCUGUUGUCGCCAAAAUCCUCAAAGUUACCUCCUUUCUUGCUCUGAACCCCCUUUUCUAUAUUGGGUCUCUUCCCAUUUCUCCAUUUUUGGUUUUGGUCUCUGAAUUUUGAAGAUCUCAUAGUGAUAGUCAUAGAGAGAUGUCUGUUGAUUCAGCUGAGCAUAGCAUACGAGGUGUAGCCACUCAUGGUGGACGCUAUGUUCAGUACAACAUCUAUGGCAACCUCUUUGAGGUUUCUACAAAGUAUGUCCCUCCUAUUCGCCCUGUUGGAAGAGGUGCUUAUGGAAUUGUUUGUGCUGCUGUAAAUGCCGAGACACGUGAGGAAGUUGCCAUUAAGAAGGUUGGCAAUGCAUUUGACAACAGAAUAGAUGCCAAAAGGACCUUAAGAGAAAUUAAGCUUCUUCGGCACAUGGAUCAUGAAAAUGUGAUGUCCAUUAAAGAUAUUAUUCGACCUCCACAGAAGGAGAACUUCAAUGAUGUUUACAUUGUUUCUGAGUUAAUGGACACAGAUCUACAUCAAAUAAUACGUUCCAAUCAACCAUUGACUGAUGAUCAUUGUCGGUAUUUUCUAUAUCAGUUGUUACGAGGGCUCAAAUAUGUACAUUCGGCGAAUGUUUUGCACCGUGAUCUAAAGCCUAGUAACUUGCUACUGAAUGCCAAUUGUGACCUUAAGAUUGCAGACUUUGGUCUUGCUAGAACUACCUCCGAAACUGAUUUUAUGACCGAGUAUGUGGUUACUCGAUGGUAUCGAGCUCCGGAGUUGCUUCUUAACUGUUCUGAAUAUACAGCAGCCAUUGAUAUAUGGUCGGUUGGUUGCAUACUCGGUGAAAUCAUGACAAGGCAGCCCCUCUUUCCAGGGAGAGAUUAUGUUCAUCAGCUGAGACUGAUCACAGAGCUGGUAGGUUCACCUGACGAUGCCAGCCUCGGAUUUCUUCAAAGUGAUAAUGCUCGUAGAUAUGUAAAACAGCUUCCACAAUGUCCAAAGCAAAAUUUUUCUGCUAAAUUUCCCAACAUUUCUGCUGGUGCCAUUGAUUUGCUAGAAAAGAUGCUCAUCUUUGAUCCAAGCAAGCGCAUUACAGUUGAUGAAGCUUUGUGCCAUCCUUACAUGGCACCACUCCAUGAUAUUAAUGAGGAACCCGUUUGUCUAAGACCGUUCAGUUUCGACUUUGAGCAACCGUCAUUCACUGAAGAAGACAUCAAGGAACUCAUCUGGAGAGAAUCUUUGAAGUUCAAUCCUGAUCCACCAAUUUACUGAAAGCUUGCAUUAACUGUUGUAUAUGCAUAGUGACUGAAAUACUUGAUGACUCCUUUAAGAGCUAUGAUAUGAGACUACUUGAAAAGUUGAAGAUCUCUACAUGAUUUGAAACAUAUUGGAGAUACUAAGAUUCAUUGUGAGAUACUAUGUGGAAAGGAUCAAAAGAUGCCCAAGAUUACUAGAAGGUUUAGCAUAGACUUAGGGACCAUACUUUGAUUUACUGAACUGUUACUGCUAGAUGAGGAGAAUAUACACAAGAUCCUUUAAGCUUUGGUUACAGAAACUGAUAAUAAUAUCUAACUGUAUGUCAUAAAGUGUAAGGGUUUGUUACUUUGUUAUUGUCCAAAAUAUUUGAAAGAAAAUAAAAAUAAAUAUUGUUGCUUAAGGAAAA